Clavispora lusitaniae ATCC 42720 is the source of this 582-nucleotide messenger RNA. The record is from RefSeq and is a predicted model, not a curated record. Lineage: Eukaryota; Fungi; Ascomycota; Pichiomycetes; Serinales; Metschnikowiaceae.
AUGGAACAAGUACUGGUGCCACACAUCGACCCUGCUCUACAGCACUGGGACAUUUUGGCCAAAGUUCCGUUUCUUGCAGUCUCUGAGUUUUCUGAGAAGGCGAAAAACGGCUCGCAUUUGCCGUCCUCUGGUGCAGCUACCGGAUGGCUUUCUUGUAACUGUGAAGACGGAUGGGGUCCAAUGUCCCCGAAAUACAGUGACUUGACUCCAUGUUUCUUUUCGGGUGCCUUGUACUUGGCUGCUGGUGUCGCCAUGGUCAUUUUUGGCUCUCUUCAAGUUAGGACUCUUAGGAACACGAAAAAGGCUACGGGUAACAAGAUCACCUGGGUUUUCUACUCCAAGUUGCUUUUGACGGCUCUUCAUCUUGUUUUCUCCAUUGUUUUGGUCUUGCUGUACCCUGGACAAGAAGACAUUUUGAAAACUGCUGACACUAUCAAUGUUGUGGCUGUUUUGGUGGCUUAUGCCAUUCACUACUUGGAGCAGUUCAAGAGCAACAUUUCCAAUGGCGUACUUCUUUUCUACUGGCUCUUUCAAAGUUAUUUUCCACGCGGGAAGAGUGCUUUCUUUGAGCUUGAGGUCUGA